AUGGAUAUUGUAAGUCAAGAAGCCAUCACAAAUUACGAAGUGCUACAGUGUCUCCGAUACAACGCUAAAUAUAGAUCAGAACACCCUACUAAAGAAAAUCUAGAAAAAGUGAAGCUUGAAGAAGAAAUAAGAACAUAUCUAAACACAACCCCAGCGUACAACCAGCGACGAGAAUCCUUAACAUUACUUUCAGAGAACUUACAAAAAUAUGACCUUUCCAAAGGAGAAAUAUUACAAAUCCUCAAUCAUCAGCCUAAGGAAGCAGUUGAAUUAUAUCUCAUCAUAGGAAACAUCGAAGAAAGAGUUAACGAACAGCAAAUUCAGGAAAUUCUAAGCCUAAUAAAAUCUUCAGUAGUGUAUUUAGCCUGUGAAUAA
Messenger RNA from Blepharisma stoltei, 375 nucleotides. The record is from the annotation of a GenBank genome assembly. NCBI's taxonomy places the organism in Eukaryota, Ciliophora, Heterotrichea, Heterotrichida, Blepharismidae.